GAAGCAAAAUUCAUUUUCCCCCUCGUCGAUUGAUUGCUUUUGUCCUCUCUGCCUCCCAUAAUUAGCAAUCGUUUGUUGUAUUGUUCUCUACUCCACGCAGACAUAUUGGACAAAUUAUCUUUACAAUAUUUGAUGAUAGUCACAAACAAUUGCCACUAUGUCCACAUCUCACACUAUUGGAUCACCAAGCACCAAUUCUCAAAAUAUUCUUGAAACAUCAACUUCAUCAAGACCAUCACGUUAUCGUCAAUUCAUCGAUGAUAUAUCCGCAAACCGCAAUGCAUAUUUUCUCACAGUAGUCGCCUCAUUUGGCGGCAUGUUUUUCGGUUGGGAUACCGGACUUAUCGGUGGAAUUCUCACGAUGCCCGCAUUCCAAGAUUCAUUUGGACUCGAAAAAGGAUCCUCAACUUACACUAAUGUUUCGGGAAACAUUGUUUCUGUCCUACAGGGAGGAUGUUUCUUUGGUGCAUUGUCAAGUUUUUAUAUUAGUGAUGUUUUUGGUAGAAAAAAGGCAUUGUUUGUAGCUGAUUUCAUCUUUUUGGUGGGUUCGAUCAUUCAAACCACCAGUGGAAUGGGAACAACGAGUUUAGGACAACUUUAUGCGGGAAGAUUCAUUGGAGGGUUUGGGGUUGGAUUAGUGAGUGCGGUUGUACCAACUUACAUUGGAGAGAAUGCUAGUAAGGAGAUAAGGGGGAGAUGCGUGGGGUGUAUGCAGUUGUUUAAUGUAACUGGCAUAAUGCUCGCUUAUUUUAUAAAUUAUGGUAUGAACAAGAACAUAGCCGGCAACAAUCCGCUUAAAUGGAGGGUUCCUUUCGCUUUACAAAUGCUUCCAGGUGUCUUUCUCGGACUAGGACUCUUUUUCCAAAAUGAAAGUCCACGAUGGCUCGUCGAAAAAGACCAACAUGAAAAGGCUCUUCAUGCACUCUCCCGUGUUCGUCGUCGUUCUCCCACAGAUCCACUGAUCCAACGCGAAUACAAUGAAAUAAUUGCGGACUUUCACGGAAAAGAGAAAUUAACCCUCAUUCGACAAAUGAAACUCACGGUCUCGAACAAAUCUUCGUUCUACGCUGUUUCUUUAAGUGCAAUCCUUAUGUUUUGGCAACAGUGGACCGGGACAAAUAGCAUCAAUUAUUAUUCUCCAGAAAUAUUCGAGACGGUGGGCCUGAAAGGCACAUCUGCAGGACUUUUUGCAACAGGAAUUUAUGGUGUCGUGAAAGUUUGCGUUACUGCACUAGGACUUAUGUUUGCGACAGAGCAAGUUGGCAGGAAGUGGUGUUUGAUUGUAGGAGGAUUGGGACAAGCAUUUGCUAUGUUCUAUAUUGGUAUAAACCAAGCUGUCAAUCCUCCAGUUGAUGGAGCACCCUUGGACGGAAACUCCACCUUCGCAAUUGUUUGCGUCUACCUCUUUGUUGUAUUCUAUUCCUUUGGCUGGGGACCCAUUCCAUUCGUUCUCAGUUCCGAAUGUUCUCCCAACCAUCUACGCAGUUUUAGUAUGGCACUUGCUAUUGCAGUACAAUGGUUAUUCAACUUUAUCAUCUCGAAGAUCACACCAUUUAUGCUAAGUGGGAUUACCUACGGAACUUUUUUGCUUUUUGGUGGGUGUUGCAUAUUGAUGACAAUUUAUGCGGUUAUCUUUGUUCCGGAGACGAAGAAUGUUCCACUAGAGAGAAUUCAUACGCUUUUCGAAGGAGAGAUCAUAAAAGGGGCAUGUAAGGAUACGAUACCUCGAUUGAGAAGAUCUAAUAUGUUGAGGGAGAUGAGAAGGGAUGGGGAGGAGGAGGAUUUCGGAAAGGGGGAUGACAAUGGAAUGAGUGUACAUGUUGAGAGGGUGGAUGGAAGGGUUUAAAAGGGAAAUGAGAUUCAUUAAAUGUUGAGAGUCAGCUUCGGUAGAAAGUGUACAUUUUAAUAUUCAAGGAAAAUUAAUGUGUUCUUGAACAUAUAGAGAAAGAUGGGCAUCAGUGUGAAAACCACUCUUUCAGAGUUUCGCGAACAAAAUUUUCUCAUCUCUAGAAUGACA
Molecule: messenger RNA, 2017 nt
Organism: Botrytis cinerea B05.10
Lineage: Eukaryota; Fungi; Ascomycota; Leotiomycetes; Helotiales; Sclerotiniaceae
Exons: 2
Coding region: 158-1846 (562 amino acids)
Biological process (GO): transmembrane transport; carbohydrate transport
Cellular component (GO): membrane
Molecular function (GO): carbohydrate:proton symporter activity
Source: RefSeq, a predicted model, not a curated record